Cheilinus undulatus (humphead wrasse) is the source of this 1583-nucleotide messenger RNA. RefSeq names its product phosphatidylinositol-5-phosphate 4-kinase, type II, gamma a (gene pip4k2ca). NCBI's taxonomy places the organism in Eukaryota, Metazoa, Chordata, Actinopteri, Labriformes, Labridae. Gene Ontology annotation, molecular function: phosphatidylinositol kinase activity. Bases 305 to 1558 code for a protein of 417 amino acids. Gene Ontology annotation, biological process: phosphatidylinositol metabolic process. The transcript is spliced from 10 exons. The record is from RefSeq and is a predicted model, not a curated record.
GGGGCGGUGGUGGACUGUCAGUGGAUAUUUGGCAGAUACUGUACGUUUCCACGCAUGGAUGAAGUUAAGUAAUGAUUCAUCUCUCGGGCUUAAUCGUUAAAUUGUGUUAAGCACAACAGCCUCGGUUUAACGUUAACGACACCUGACAGGUGACCUUUGGUUUGGUUGUCGUCGCGAGGGACCUGGGAAGGGACAACGGCAGGAACGUUAGCUAAAUUAGCUUAGGAACGGUAGCCAUCAGGAAGAAGUGUCACCGCUCGCUCCAGCUCUCUCUACAGGGACGAGGAGAAGCCAGUCUGCAGCCAUGGCUGCCCUCAGUAACUCGGGAGCCACUUCUAGUCCCAUGGUGAUCCUGGCGCCGAAGACUAAAACGAAAAAGAAACACUUUGUACAGCAGAAGGUGAAGGUGUUUCGAGCUAGCGACCCCGUCCUCAGCGUCUUCCUGUGGGGCGUCAAUCACUCGAUAAACGAUCUGAACCAGGUGCCUGUUCCUGUCAUGCUGCUCCCUGAUGACUUCAAAGCAAACACCAAGAUUAAAGUCAACAACCACCUCUUCAACAAAGAAAAUCUUCCAGGACAUUUCAAGUUCAAAGAAUACUGUCCUCAGGUCUUCAGAAAUCUAAGGGAACGGUUUGGUAUAGAGGAUUUGGACUAUCAGGUUUCAUUAACCCGCAGCUCUCCUAUGAGGAAUGCAGAUGACCAGGGAGACUGUCUGCUGCUCAACUCCUAUGACCGCACGCUGGUCAUCAAACAGAUCUCCAGUGAAGAUGUCGCAGACAUGCACAGCAUCUUGUCAGAGUAUCACCAGCACAUAGUGAAGUGUCACGGCAGCACCCUGCUGCCACAGUUCCUGGGUAUGUACCGGGUGAGCGUGGACAACGAGGAGACCUACCUGAUCGUCAUGAGGAACAUGUUCAGCCACAGACUGGUUGUACACAGGAAGUACGACCUGAAGGGCUCUCUUGUGGCUCGUGAAGCAAGCGACAAAGAAAGGGUAAAAGAGCUCCCCACCUUUAAAGACAUGGACUUCAGGAACAACAUGCAGAAGGUUUACGUCACUGAGGAGCAGAAGGAGAAGUUCAUGGAGAAACUCAACAGAGAUGUGGAGUUUCUGGUGAGGCUGAAGAUCAUGGACUACAGUCUGCUGCUUGGCAUUCAUGACGUGGGUCGAGCAGAACGAGAAGAGGAGGAAGGCGAGGAGGUUUCUAAUGAAGAGGACCCAGAAGCGGAGAACGGUCUGACAGCAGGGGCCACAGUGGGCUCUUACGGCACGUCUCCUGAGGGAAUCGCUAGUUACAUGUCUGCCUGCAAACCUCUGGGGCCUGGGGAGUUUGACCCCUACGUGGACGUGUAUGCAGUCGGAAGCUGUGCAGGAGCCCCUCAAAGGGAGGUCUAUUUCAUGGGCCUGAUUGACGUCCUCACUCAGUACGACACCAAGAAGAAAGCCGCUCACGCAGCAAAAACUGUCAAACAUGGGGCUGGAGCUGAAAUCUCCACAGUCCACCCCGAGCAGUAUGCCAAACGAUUCCGAGACUUUAUCUCAAACAUUUUUGCGUAAUAAACACUGCUGUAAGUCAAUCCAA